Salvelinus sp. IW2-2015 is the source of this 9969-nucleotide messenger RNA. RefSeq names its product kinesin-like protein KIF26A. NCBI's taxonomy places the organism in Eukaryota, Metazoa, Chordata, Actinopteri, Salmoniformes, Salmonidae. Gene Ontology annotation, molecular function: microtubule binding; microtubule motor activity; ATP binding. Gene Ontology annotation, biological process: microtubule-based movement. The record is from RefSeq and is a predicted model, not a curated record.
CRCCAACAACAUGACCAAUAUUUGGUAAAUGGUUCUCAUGAAGCCCUGUGUACUGCGAAGGUUAUCAAGUUGGAUAAGAUAUUGAGCAGUAUUAAUGAUAUGCCAGAGCGAUUUCUCUACAUGCUCAAGGGCAGCAGAUGUAGGGGUAGUAGUCCCAUGGGAUGUGGUCCUUGGAAUUUCAUCAGCGGCCCAGGGUGACRCAAACCUUCUCCAGUGGGGAACUGGGUGGCGGUCGGACAUGGUAAAUCAUCUUUACUACGGAGAGUAAUUAUCGGUCUUCUGAAGCUUCAGUGAAUCCUUCCAGUUAACAAGUCUAAGCUGUGGUUGUGUCUGUGCGUAUUAGUGUGUGUUUGGUUGAUCGUUUGUUUGUGGUGAAGUGCAUAACUGGGUCACAUAUAGAGAUUAUUAUGGGCAUCCCCACAACCCUAAUAAGCCAACUGCAUCAUWUAAACCACCUUGAUAUCCCUCAGGUUAAUCUUGCUUCUAAAUCGUGUUUUAUCUCAAGAGACACACCUAGAUAAAUAAAGGUUGAAUAAUAUAGACAGCCCAAUUCUUACAUUUGAGUAAACAUAUCCAUGAGCACACAUAAUUGUAUCGAAUUGUAUUCUGCGCUAGCAUAAUAAUGAUGAAAUACAAUCUUAAAUAAAAAUAAAUUGAAAACAUUCACACCCACCAAACUAUAUAGAAGCUUUACAGAGACAUCUUCAACGGGCAUCGGGUACCAAUGAGUUUAUUAUCGGUGAUGACUGGCUGCUUAUCUAAUACGAGGUCCUCUGUGCACCUCAGAUAAGAUGUUUUAUUAAGAGAACAGCCCUAAUGUCCUCUGUUCAGCUUUCAAAGCACACAAAAUAUACAUGAUCUACUUUGAAAUUCCAGUUAAAACUGCUCUGUAUUUGAUAAUUCUAUGAAAAUAAGACAUUGUUGUCUUUCAAAGUUUUUUACAUAUUAACAUUUGAUCAGAAACUGGAAGGCAGCUAAGCCAACAGCCUACAUAUGUUAGCCUCGUAAUGAAUAGCCCCAAGGUACACACACACCUGAACGCAAGAGCUGACUCUCUGUGCACUGCACUGAUCAACUCAGGGUUUUCCCUGCAAAAUAGUUUCAUUCAAAAAAACGAGAGGAUCCAACUAAGUGAAAUGGGUCAUGGCACAAGUUUAGUUUCAUCAAAGAUCUCAAACCAGCUCAUUGCGAAGCUGUUGGAUUACGCAGGUCUCUCGUGCGUGUUUGCGUUGAUAAAUUAAUGUUGGAGCCUCUAGCAAGUCCGCAGUAAGCGCAGCAAACGACUGACUGGCAGGGGAAUUGCGCGACUGGGCGAGUGAGUGAGUGAGCGAGGAGGAAAGAGGGAGGGUGUGGGUGUGGGACUGCAAAAGGUGGUCCUCCUUAGGCACAUGUGAUUUCGUUCCGAGACCUACGAGCUGAAAGACCAGGCAUGAGUCCAAGGAUGGGUAAAAACUGACUAUACCUGUGGAUAUAAAGGUAUCGAUCACGGAUGGAUUGUAUUGGUUUGUUGUCUUGCUGGACUGCUGGCCACGCACGGGAAAGAUAUAUUUGCGCACACGCCGCAAUUGUUGGGCAUUGAGUGGAGUGGUCAUGGAGAGACAGUGAGCUCUCUCUGAGUCAUUGUUGGAUGUCCGGAAUAGCUUUUGAAUUGAAAUCAUGCAAUGUUUUGGGGUCUAUGAAAAUAUCUCCUGAAAUGGAAAUGAAUAGACAAAUAUAGAUGUCAAUUCGAUAACCCGGGGUGUGGAAUAUUACGCACAUUUCCCUCAUGGCUUUACCAAACUCCUCGGGCUCCUCUGGAGCUGACAAGCCCAACCCCAGUCUCAUAGAUCUGGGAACAUUCUUCGUGGACUCUGAUAUCAUAUUUGGAUUUACCAGUCAUCUUCUGAGGAGAAAAGCAAAGGUGGAGGGUUGUCCCAGCGGAGAGUCGCCGUUCCCUCUUGAUCUGAAUACCAGGAAAAUACUUCACUUAUCCGAGUAUGCGCGGUGUAACAGCCGGCCACCACCCGAGGGCGCUGGGUCGGUGACUGUCUCCGAGUCGGAGAGAAGGGACGGCAAAGGAAGCUUUUGCCAACAAUGUCAAAUUAAUGUGACUGAACUGAAGAGGCAAGCGCUGGCCUUGGCAGACCCAAGUUCACUAAAGGAUCCUGGCUACGCAGCCUUCCUAUUCGACCAGCUCCAAGUGCCUGGGAGCCAUGAGGGCUGCUGUCAGGUGUGUUCUACGCCUCUCCACCAGCUGAGGCAGGAGGCCCUGCAGACAGUAGGCGCCCCGCCCGCGGCCCUGACCCUGAGCCACGCCAUGCCUGCUCUGCCCUCCACCACCCUUUCUGGGCAACCUCAUAAACUGACACUCUCCUCCUCCAGUGCCCAUGUGAGGCAGCCUUCCAAAGCCCACGCCCAAGCCCACACCAUCCUGCCUCUGAGGGAGAGUUGGCACAGGGGGCAGGGCUGUCCGCAGGGCUCCUCUGUCUCUGCUGGGCCCAAGACCAGUGUCCAGGUGACGAUGGGGGGAGGGCAGCUGACAGGAACCCUGGGAUCGGUCACUAUCCAGGCCCAGCAGUACCUUGAGGGCAUGUGGAGCAUCUCCAGAGUCAACAACUUCCUCCCUCAGCCCAGCCCAGCACAGGGUCUGAUGGGGGACGUAGAGAGGGACGUCCCUGCCCCUGCUUCGGAGGCCCCUGUCCCCAGCUCUAACUGUAGUCUGACCCCCAGCCGACAGAGGAGCGCCGUCCAGCUGGGACAGUGUGACGUCACCCCCCCUGCCCCUGGCCACACCUCCACACCCACCUCCACUCAGAGUGCAUCUGCUGCAGCCUCCUUCUUCAUCAGGGCAGCUCAGAAGCUGAACCUCUCGUCCAAGCGGAAGAAGCACCAGCCUCCCUCCCUGCUGCACCCUGGAGCCCAGGAGCCCUCCAUCUACCCCACCAACUUCAGCGGCAUCCUGCAGCUCUCGCCACCCCCCGCCCCGCCAUGCCUGCUCCGCGCUGUCUCAAAGGUCAAGGAGAACCCUGGGAUGGGAAAGGUAAAAGUGAUGAUGCGUAUCUGCCCCUCCCUAGAGGCUCCUGAUUCGUCAGAGUCCAUGUCCUUCCUGAAGGUGGACCCCAGGAAGAAGCAGCUGACCCUUUACGACCCCUCGGUCAACGACCACGCCAACUCAGGGCACAGGAGAGCCACCGUGGCCAUCCCAAAGAUCUUCGCUUUCGACGCAGUGUUUACCCAGGAUGCCUCUCAAGCAGAGGUGUGCUCAGGGACAGUGUCUGAGGUCAUCCAGUCUGUGGUGAACGGUGCGGACGGUUGCAUCUUCUGCUUCGGGCAUGUCAAGCUUGGCAAGACCUUCACCAUGAUUGGCAAAGACGGCUCCACCCAGAACCUCGGCAUCGUGCCCUGCGCCAUCUCCUGGCUCUUCAAGCUCAUCAACGAGCGUAAGGAGAAGACGGGCACGCGCUUCUCUGUCCGUGUGUCUGCCGUGGAGAUCUGUGGGAAGGACGAGGCGCUGAAGGACCUCCUGUCUGAGGUGUCCACGGGAAGCCUUCAGGACGGACAGUCCCCAGGGGUCUACCUGCGUGAGGACCCUAUCUGUGGCACUCAGCUCCAGAACCAGAGUGAGCUCCGCGCCCCCACGGCAGAGAAGGCAGCCUUCUUCCUAGACGCGGCCAUCGCAGCACGCAGCACCAGCAGGCCCGACUCAGAUGAGGAGGAGAGACGCAACUCUCACAUGCUGUUCACACUGCAUAUCUACCAGUACCGCAUGGAGAAGAGCGGCAAGGGAGGCAUGUCGGGCGGACGGAGCAGGCUGCACCUCAUAGACUUGGGGAGCUGUGAGAAGGUCCUCAGUAAGAGCCGAGACGGAGGGGGAGGCCUGUGUCUGUCUCUCACUGCACUGGGAAACGUUAUCAUGGCUUUAGCCAAUGGAGCCAAGCACGUACCUUACAGGGACAGCAAACUGACGAUGCUGCUGAGAGAGUCGCUGGGGAACAUUAACUGCAGAACUACAAUGAUCGCCCACAUCUCUGACUCCCCUGCCAACUACACUGACUCCCUCACCACCAUCCAGCUGGCCUCACGCAUCCACCGCAUGAGGAAGAAGAAGUCCAAGUAUGCAUCCAGUUCUUCUGGAGGGGAGAGCUCCUGUGAGGAGGGGAGGAUCCGUCGGCCACCUCACCUCAGACCCUUCCACCCCCGGACGGUGGCCCUGGACCCAGACCUGCCCUCCCUGCUCAGCGACCCAGACUACUCCUCCAGCAGCGAACAGUCCUGUGACACCGUCAUCUAUGUGGGGCCGGGGGGCGCCGCCAUCUCAGACCGGGAGCUAAGUGACAACGAGGGCCCCCCCACCUUCGUUCCCAUCAUCCCCUCCCUGAACAGGAAGCGGUCUGGGAAGGAGGGCCCCCUGGACAGGGAUCACUUCUUCAAGUGCAACACGUUUGCUGAGCUGCAGGAGCGCCUGGAGUGUAUCGACGGCAGCGAGGAGCCUACAGCGUUUGUUGGAGAGGGCAGGGGAAGUCAGGCCAGCCCCAAGGUGGACAGCAAAGCAAAGGAAUGCCCUGGCUCUGUUUCCCCAAAGACUGUAACUAAAGCCUCCUCCUCCCAGGAGAACAUAUCACCUAAACUUGCUCCUAAAUCUGUAGCCAUUCCUCCAUCCAGUAGCCCCCAUAUCAGCCCUUCUAAGUCUAAACUGGAACAUUCCAGAGGGGUGUCACAGAGCAUAUGUAGAACAAGUGCUGAUGGUGAGAAGGUGAUGUCAGAGAGCAGAGCAAGCCCAUUCAUACAGGGUGUGGCCACGGUGCCAGCCUCUGAGCCAGUAGUACGGGAGAAGGUUUACUUCAACAAGAAGCCCUUACCCAAGCCUGCUCCCCCUCCACCACAGCAGAGAGACUCAAGCAGGGGCAACGGAGAAGCAGAGGAGAGGUCCCCCACCAGAAUGCCCCCUGUGGGAAUGAGCCAUCAGGUUGGAAAACAGGGGGAGUCUGGGGACCCCUUCCUUGAUAGGACCCAGACCAGGGGACCUGUAGAGGUGUGCCAGCUACGCUCCACCCUGAGAGAGAGGUACAUGGACAGGGACAACCUCCGGGCUACGGUCACCCUGCAGCAGCCUGUGGAGUUGAACGGAGAGGAUGAGCUGGUGUUCACUGUGGUGGAGGAGGUUUCCAUCGGCAGCAUCAUAGACAGCGGGCGGCCCUCCAGCAUCAUCAGCUUCAACAGCGACUGCUCCCUGCAGGCCCUUGCCUCCGGCUCCCGGCCCGUCAGCAUCAUCAGCAGCAUCAACGAUGAGUUUGACGCCUACACAUCUGCUGUGAGGGGUGCAGAGGUCAACAUCGAGGUGCUCACCCCCUUACAGGAUGACUCAUUUGUGUGUGUGGGCAGCAGGGGCUCGUCCAUCAGCUCCUGGCUCAGCGAGGUCAGCGUCUGUACUCUGGAGAGUGAAAGGGUACACUCUGCAGACGUUUUCCUCCCACAGACUAAGCACAUCGGCCCAGACGGCACCUUCUACCUGGAUUCCAUGGGUAUGUUCCACUGUGAAUCAUCCCGAAGGGAUGCCAAGAACUCCCUGAACGACAGUGGCUUUAGCUUUUCUGAACUGGACAGUGACAGCACAGCACCUAGCAAACUGUCCCUGACAAAGUGCCCUCUGUCUCCCGAGUCAACCAAAGGAUCCCUCAGAUUCCCAUCCAAAUCAGCUAAAGUUAACUCUCUCAGCUCCUCCUCACAACCCUCCCAGGGCCCUUACAUAGUCCACUCCAGUCUUCCCAGGAAAGUGAAACCUACCUCAUCAAUAGCCUAUAGUAGCAGCAGCAGUCGUGAACCACAGAGACAGGAAGUCAAGCAGGAGGACCCCUGGCAGCGCAUUGUCAACCACUCUGAACCUCAGCUUCCAGACUCCAGCGCCCCCAGCAAGCUCCCCAGAACCCCAGUAAGUGGCAUUCCCUGCCGCAAAGCUGGUGUUGUCAACAGCAAUGGUGUAUCUCGCCCACCCAAGGUGCAGGGUUCUACCUCAGCUCAGAGGGUGGUGGACGGCUGUGAGAAGUCCACCAGUAAGAAAGCGGAGCCCCCCAGCAAGAUGCCUCAGCUCAGACGAGGGGCCACCACCCUGGGCACUGUGCCUGUCAUCCACGUCUCCCCAGAGACCAAGGCCACAACCCAGAACAUCACCACUACAACCAACAUUCUCAAGUUCUCCUCUCUGGGGAAGAAUGGAAAGGCAAAUGGGCAGCAAGCCAGCAUGCUCCCCAAACCUGGUGGUACCUCACCUCCUCCACCUCCAGUGCGUAAGUCCAGUCUGGAUCAGAAGAACAGGCCUCUGCUGCCCCAAAGUGCCUUAAAGUCUGUGUACGGUGAAGCAGGGAGGCCCAAAAUUACCAGGGGGGCGGUGUCAGAGGAUGAGCUAGAGAUCCACUGCAGAGUAGACUCCAACAGUCUCAAAACCUCCAGCCUCAGAGGUGACUACACCCCGGCCAAAGCCACAUCCAGUCUGAGGGCCAGAGGAGAUGCUAGUCGGCAGCAUUACGGCAGUCAGAUGCCUCUGGAAAGGAGUGACAGCAUGUCCAUGGUGGGCUCCAAGCCCACUCUCAGUCGAGAAAACAGUGGAGCCAGCCUGGGCUGCAGCAAGUCCAGCAGAUCCAUUCCCAGAUUCGGUGUACCAAACUCAACCAGCUCUCCCAUUGCUACAUCCCCAACCUCCCCCUGUUGUGCUACAGGUGCUCUAGGUAAACCUGGGCAGGUCAAAGGUAGUGUUAACCCCAGGGCACUAGGAGCGGUCAAUGGAAGUAAGGACCGUUCGUUGUCAGCGAGCAACUCUAAGGGCCUGAGCUCCUCCACAAAGUCCCUGGCAGCUCCAGCAACCAGGAACCCCAAUGCCAACCUUCCCCCGACUGGCAAGACCUCCGCCCCGCGAGCCACGGCAGCCGUCAGCAGCAAGCCUGGCCGGGGGACCAUCAUGGGCACCAAGCAUGCUAUGCGGGCAGCCAACAGCCGGGUCAGUGAGCUGGCAUCAGGCAGCACAUCAGGCAAACACCUGAGGGGCUCAGGGGACUCUGACAGUGGUAAUGACAGUGGGGUGAACCUGAGUGAUGACAAGUCCCCCGUGGCCAUGCUGCCCUCCCCCUACAGUAAGAUCACAGCCCCCAGAAGGCCGCAGCGCUACAGCAGUGGCCAUGGCAGUGACAAUAGCAGUGUUCUGAGUGGAGAGCUGCCCCCAGCUAUGGGCCGCACAGCCCUCUUCUACCACAGCGGGGGCAGCAGUGGUUAUGAGAGCAUGAUCCGGGACAGCGAGGCCACAGGCAGCGCCUCCUCUGCACACGACUCAAUGAGUGAGAGUGGAAUGUCCUCCUCAGGCCGCCCCAGGACAUCCAAAUCCCCCAAGAAACGCAAUGGGCUACAGCGGAGGCGGCUCAUCCCGGCCCCCCUCCCAGACACCUCGUCACUGGGGAAGAAGGCUGGCACAGCUGGCCAGUGGGUGGACCUGCCGCCCAUGUCAGGACCACUGAAGGAACCCUUCGAGAUCAAGGUGUACGAGAUCGACGAUGUGGAACGGCUCCAGAGGCGACGACAGGAGGACUUGGUUGAGCAUCCAUUCCAGGAUGUUGAGAAGGGCCUGCUGUACUUCAACAGUAAGCUGAAGGUUCUGGAGCGGCGGCAGCAGCAGAUCAGGGAGCUGAAGGUCAAACAUGAGGCACUUAAGGAAGAGCUAGAGGACACCAAGACCCGGCUGAUGAUGGACCCUUGCAAGUGGAUAGGAGAGUUUGAGGUGGACCAGGAUUUGGACAAGGAGUCCCAGGAGUACCUGCAGGCCCUGGGUCAGGUCACAGAGGAGCUGGAGUUCUGUGUCAACCUAUGCAAGUCACGUGUCAUGAUGGUGACCUGCUUCGACAUCAGUGUGGCAUCACCGCCCAACACUCAAGAGGUGCUGCGAGAAGUGGAAGUCUGACAAUGAGCAAAAGAAGAGAUGGAGAAUCAAGGAAGUGAGAAAGGAAGAAUUAUGAAAUGUAGCAGUCAGUUCAUAGUUAUUGCUGGAAUGAAGUGACAAGAAAAACUAAAAAGAUAAAAGAUGAGACAAACGAGUUGGGUGUCUUUGCAUGGAGACAGGAGAUCUGAACCGACUUAUCUGCAGUGCCUCGUUCUGGACAUGUUCAUGUUGGAAUGGGAGAUAAGUGUGUGCACAGACACACCAGUUUCUGUGUUCCAGCAUGAUGAGAGAGAGGCCAUCAUUUACCCACGAGUCAUUCAACGAGACCCGGAAGUGCCUUUUUCACUCGACUUAUUUUGAGUCAUUAUUUUUUGUAUGGUGCUAGUAUCAUAACCAGCAUACCUAAACAAACCCUGAACAUAUUCCUUUUAAGAAAUAAUUAUUUUAUAUUGCAUUGUAUAGUGUAUUUAUAUGAUUAUGCUGUGUGUAAAAUAUAAUUUCUAGGUAAAAAAAAGAAAAAAAAGAAGAGCAAUAAGCUAAUGUUAUUGCGUUCCCAAACUUUGCCUUUUCUCAUGUUUCAAACCAACCUCAGUCAGCAUUUUGCCCAUGUUAAUCCAGCCUCUUGCGCCUUAUGUUAUCUUUCUGGUUCAGUAGUCUACCUUUUAAAACAGGUCUGUGUUAUCUUGUCAAAGACUCAAUUUACUGUUAUCACUCAGCCACUGCCAGCUGAAAGCUAGCAGGGUUGAGUAAAUGUUUCUUCCCUCCAGUUGCCUUGAUCACAAGGGGUCCCAGUGGAGGUGCUGAGAUGGGUGAUGGUGGAGGUGUAGAGAAGGGGAGAGGAAAGUAUGUGGUAUGUGGGGCGGAGCUGUGUUUGCCCUUGUUUAUUUAAUUGGAGAUGUGGCAACGGCAGAACACAUCAAUCAGAGGGGUCACCAUACAGGGCCUGCUCCCAACAGGCUGUGUGUACGCCAUGAUUCAUGGUUGUGACAGUUGGCUCUCUCCAGUGCUCUGUGCUAGGGGUGUCCAGAGUCAACCUGACAGACCUCUGUCACCCUCACUGUACCCCCAGAGCCAUGUGGAAGCAUGCUGAGUAUUAUUCCCAGGCCCAGAGGUGCUCGUCAGUGCUCCUAUUUUAUCCCUAGACGGGCCUCUACUGGGUUCUACUGACACAAACAAAAGGGCAUAGAUGAGAUGCCACAAGCAAGCGUCAUUCUAUGGCUAUUUUGUGGUGUGCUCUUUUAAGUGGUGCCAAGCCUUGGUUCUAUGCAUUCCAACAUUCUCACUUCCACUAUAAGAAUACCCUCCAUAAAGCACUAAGAUCAACAGCACAGACCGUUUGCAAUGACUCAGAACCCUCUCUGAGUUAUGCUUCAAAGCUACACAUAUUACACAUAUAGCACUUCUCUCCAACCUUCUACUUUCUUUACUAAUUUAACCGGAUGUCUCAAUCAAAGACUAGGACAGGCUCCAAGAGGACAGUGUCCUAAAUAAAGGCCGUGAGAAACCACAGUUUCCCGUGUUUACAUGCAGUGAAGAAAUUGCCGCCUUCAGAUUUAGACGUUGUUUGGCAAAUACAAUCAAUCAACUAGCUGUAUGUAGCUGCCAGAGUGUUUGUGUUUUAAUCACUUCUCUGAAAAUGGUGUGGACAAAGAAGAUGAACUGGUUUUGGUUAUCUAGAGUAAGAAACUGGAUUUGGUUGUAUUUUGAUGUGUUUGAUUUAUAUAACUAAAAUAUUCAUUUGUUUUCUUUCCUCUUACAAAGAUAUACCCUCAGGCCCUUUCUGAAGAUGCUGCAUGAGAUUUUUUAUUAAUUUGUAAGAAUGAUUUCUAUUCCAUUUUUACCAUUUUGAUUUUAAUAAUAUCUUUGGCUCUCGAUCAUGCUGGGUUAGUUUCAUGACUAUUAGCAAACUAAAACAUUUUUUCAAGAAAGUUGAUGUAUGUCAUAUUUCAUAUCAAAACCCAUAUUUUCUAAUGUCUUUGGUUUUGUAUAGGAUUUUCUGACCCUGUGUACAAAUGUAUGAUAUGGCAGCUCGUGUUGAGUUUUAUCUGUGAAUAAAAUGUUUCUUCUUA